CUAUUGGUAUGUAUGCAAGAUUUUUUUAAUUGUAUUUGGCUUCUUCAGCAUAUCGGAAAAACAAGUCGCCAUUUUUUAACAGCAGCUGCAGCCUUAGUUUCCAAAUAGUAUUUUCGCGUUCGUAUCUAAAACAAGAGUAGAGAGGAUUAAUAAUGACUGGCCGUGGAAAAGGAGGAAAGGGUUUAGGAAAAGGUGGUGCAAAACGCCAUCGUAAAGUUUUGCGUGAUAACAUUCAAGGUAUCACCAAACCGGCAAUUAGACGUUUAGCAAGGCGAGGUGGUGUCAAACGUAUAUCGGGUCUUAUAUAUGAAGAAACCCGUGGCGUCUUAAAAGUAUUUUUGGAAAACGUCAUUCGUGAUGCAGUAACCUAUACUGAACACGCUAAACGUAAAACUGUCACCGCUAUGGAUGUUGUUUAUGCCUUGAAGCGUCAAGGGCGCACUUUGUACGGUUUUGGCGGUUAAUGAGCAGAUUGUCAUCAGCACAAUUCAAUAUUUGGGCACGAAGAGUAUUUUUCCAUUUAUUUAUCUUCUUAUAUAUAAUUACAGGUUUUUCGUCUUAUAUAUUUACCAGUAAUACAUAUGUAUUUAUGACAGAUUCGAAUAUUUCCACUUGACUAAUACAUUUGCAACCAAUAAUUCAAUUUAAUGUAGUAGAACUUUCGCUAAGGAAAUAAAUUGCAAUUUGUCCAAAACGAUAA
Glossina fuscipes is the source of this 700-nucleotide messenger RNA. It is a transcript of the gene His4r, whose product is annotated as histone H4. Bases 153 to 464 code for a protein of 103 amino acids. NCBI's taxonomy places the organism in Eukaryota, Metazoa, Arthropoda, Insecta, Diptera, Glossinidae. Gene Ontology annotation, cellular component: nucleosome. Gene Ontology annotation, molecular function: protein heterodimerization activity; DNA binding; structural constituent of chromatin. The transcript has 3 exons. Gene Ontology annotation, biological process: nucleosome assembly. The record is from RefSeq and is a predicted model, not a curated record.